Knipowitschia caucasica is the source of this 495-nucleotide messenger RNA. NCBI's taxonomy places the organism in Eukaryota, Metazoa, Chordata, Actinopteri, Gobiiformes, Gobiidae. The record is from the annotation of a GenBank genome assembly.
AUGACCCGGCUCUGCUCCGGGGGAGGGGGGGUAACAUCAGGACCCCCUCCCCAGGCCCCGGUCCCCGUAGCCACACAGGGCGAUGGAUUACACAUGCGCUCAUGGUUCACACAUGCAGCAGGAGAAUCCAGGACUCACUCACCUCGAUCCGACCUGAGACUGGGUCUGGGUUUAGAUGAUCCACAUGUGAUGAUCCCAGACCAGGCCCAGACCGGUUCCAGAACAGGUCCAGACUCCUGCUGCAAGUCUCUGGGCUCAGCGUGGUCUUACUUCCUGCAGGAAAAGCAGAUGGAGGAAAAACCAAAACAGGACAGAUCUUCUCCGGCUUCAGAUGUAAUUAAAGCUGAGUCCACCUCUAAAGUUGAAGGCUGGGGCAAUGACAUGUCUUCUUCUUCUACUUCACCAGACAUGUCUGUGACCAUCUCACUGUUUCUCAAGACUGGGACCAGCAUUCAAGAUCAUCUGCACGGAAUCACAGAAAGGCAUCAACCCUAA